AAAAACCACCGCCAUCCCAAAAUUUUAGUUUUGAUCUGCGAGAAAACCAGUACUGAGUUAAUUACACAGCCACUUUAGCUGUCUUUCUUUUCCUGCCUACCUUUAAAUUGAAGCUGAGUGCAGGUUUACAAUGUGCAGGUUAAUGAAUUAAUGAGAGUCAGCUUAUCAAGUCCAGGUGUACCUCAUCAGCUCAUCAACGCUGACUACUGAUUGGGCUUCUUUAUUUUUCUUUCAGAUUCAUUAAAUCUUUUUUUUAUUUUAUUUUUUAAUACACUAGACAAUAUUUUCAGAAGUAAAUACCAAUUUUGUCAUUCAUAAAUUAAAACGAAACCUUAUUCUUUAAAAAAAGGUUAGGGUUAAGGUUAAGGUUAGCUCGCAAACCCACCAAGAUUAUUCCAUAGGCCAAAUUAGUUGGCUAAAUUAGCAGCAAAAUUUCAAACAUUGUUUCGUAAAAAGUGUAUUUGAAAGGGGGAAAAAGAAUGUCAACAAUGUAAUGACAUAACAGUGCUCGCCUCGGAGACGGUAUAAACUCCAUGUAAGUUACAGCGACACCUGCAGCGUGCCCAUGAUCAGGUGAGCGCGCGGAGAGGGAGUGGCCAUGCACGCACACGCAGGUGAACGGGAAGAAGGAACUCAGCCUGAGAGGCACGGUAAGAGGAGAAGGUCCUUGAACAUGUUAAACUUUUAAUUAUGACUUCGUCUGAAAGAAGGACUUCAGGAUGGUGAAUUCGGGUAUUUGUUGUGGCAGUCUGAAGGAUGACAAGAUCCUGAUGAAGAUGGGGUUGGGACUGGUUCUGGUUGGUCAUGUGAACUUCUUGUUGGCGGCACUGGUACAUGGAGCUGUGCUUCGACACAUAAGUGUGUUCACUUGGAACCGGAAACUCGUCUACCCCAUAUCAAAUGUCAUUGCUCUUGUGGCAGGACUCAUGGCAAUCAUUGGUGGAAUUUCAGCUAUUGUUCUCUCAAAGAACAAGAAAAACCACCAGCUGAGUUGGUUUUUACUAGUGAUGAGUGUCCUGGCUCUUCUUUUGGGUGCCGCCUCUGCUGUGGGAAUCAGUGUUGCUACAGUGAGGGUCAUACAUCUGGACGGGGAGAAUCUGUUUGCCCACUGCAACCAGUCUGCCAUCAUAAAUUUGUACAGCAUCACAAACGAAUGCCCCUUUGACCCCACACGCAUCUAUGGUACUACAUUAAUCCUAUGGUUUCCAUUGAUUCUGAUGUCAGUGGUGGAGGUUGUGUUCUCCUGCCGCUGUUUCUUGGCCUGCACGUCGUUCCUCCGGAUGCGCUGCCCAUGGAGAAGAACUGUCACUAAAAGGGUGCGUGUCCAGCUGCCAGAAGAAACCCCACUGCCACCAGGAGAUGAUCCGAAUGAGGCGGAGCCAGCAGAACAUGACCUACUUGCUGUGGAGACAAGUGAACUGUAAUUCACAAGUAAACAUUACAUGAACAAUACAUGCUUUUCAAAACCACUGCAUGACAGUGGACCAAGAAAUACCAAGUGCCAAUGCACAUAAAACAUAAAAGUGUACUGCUCACUGAAAUGGCUAGCAGGUGAAGAGAGGUGGUGCUCCGACAUCUAAUGAAGCACUAAUGAUGAGUGUCUUAAACGGUCUGACUGUGUGACCAAGUACUAUAAAAGUGCAUGUUUUAUAUAUUAACCUCAAGAAAAUAUUUGAUGUGUGUGUUUAAUGUUACAUUUCUGCACUGAUGGGUUUCAUUGUUACAUUUAUAUUAAAAAGACUUUUCUAUUUGAAACUGAA
Molecule: messenger RNA, 1760 nt
Organism: Pimephales promelas (fathead minnow)
Lineage: Eukaryota; Metazoa; Chordata; Actinopteri; Cypriniformes; Leuciscidae
Gene: tmem54a
Product: transmembrane protein 54a
Source: RefSeq, a predicted model, not a curated record